Molecule: messenger RNA, 309 nt
Organism: Scutellospora calospora
Lineage: Eukaryota; Fungi; Glomeromycota; Glomeromycetes; Diversisporales; Gigasporaceae
Source: the annotation of a GenBank genome assembly
AUAAGGAAAGAAUUGAAUAUUUAUUAGCAAAUUCUGUUGAAGAUGAAGAACAAGUGGAUCAAAGUCUUUAUCUAAUUGAAUUCUUAAAUAUAUUAAUACUAAGAUUGGUUAAUAGUACAAGAUUAAUAGUUAAGGAAUGUUACCAUUAUUUAAUUGAAGCUAAAAUAUUAACAGGAAUAAAUCAAGGAAGUAGAGUCUUUAUACCAAGAAUAAGAUUAUCUCCAAGUGAUACUGAUCUUCCAUUUCAAUUUGUAAGAAAACAAUUUCUAAUUAAAUUAUCUUUUGUAAUGCCUAUAAAUAAAGCUCAAG